Messenger RNA from Epithele typhae, 1656 nucleotides. RefSeq names its product cytochrome P450. NCBI's taxonomy places the organism in Eukaryota, Fungi, Basidiomycota, Agaricomycetes, Polyporales, Epitheliaceae. The transcript has 14 exons. The coding region runs from base 1 to 1656 and encodes 551 amino acids. The record is from RefSeq and is a predicted model, not a curated record. Gene Ontology annotation, molecular function: iron ion binding; monooxygenase activity; oxidoreductase activity, acting on paired donors, with incorporation or reduction of molecular oxygen.
AUGAUUGGAUCGCUACUACAGGCUCUUUUCGUCUGCGGCACGGCAUUCGUGCUGUGGAAGUAUUUCCGCCAGCACGUCAUCAAGACCGACCUUGACAAGCUUAACGGCCCGCCUCCCGAGUCGUUCCUCCUCGGAAACUUGAGGCAACUCAGAGCCAAGCAAGAGUGGGACUUCCACCUCGACAUCGGGAAGAAGUAUGGUCGAGUCGCUCGCCUACAUGGCUUUCUUGGUUCUAAUCUUCUCUACGUGCACGACCCGAAGGCCAUGCACCACAUCGCUGUCAAAGAGCCGUAUAUCUUUGAAGAGACCGAGUGGUUCCUCAGUGCGACGAAGCGUCAAUUCGGAAUGGGCUUGUUUUCCUCCGUCGGCGACCACCACCGUAAGCAGCGGAAGAUGCUCAAUCCCGUCUUCUCAGUCGCCCAUCUCCGGGAAAUGAUGCCGAAUUUCUACAAGGUCGUCCAUAGUCUCAGGGAGGCCAUCGAGAUGCGUACGAAGGACGGCUCCGCCGAAGUCGACAUGGUGAUGUGGAUGGGCCGAACUGCACUCGAACUCGUGGGGCAGGCCGGGCUCGGCUACUCCUUCGACCCGCUAACAGAGGACAAGGCCGACCCCCUCGGAGAGGCGGUCAAGAACCUUGUGCCCGCCGCCGCAGGCUUAGGCGCGCUCGCAACAUUGCUCCCGCUCGUCGAGAAGAUUGUCCCAGAGCCGCUUAUGGUCCCGCUCGGGAAGCUGGUCCCGAUCCCGGCAUUGCACCGGAUGAUGCGAGACACGCGCACGAUCAAGGACAAGUCACUCGAGAUCUUCGAGGCGAAGAAGGCCGCCCUCGCAAAGGGUGAUGAGGAGAUGAAGCUCCAGAUCGGCGAGGGUCACGACAUCAUGAGCGUCCUUCUCAAGGCGAACAUGGCCUCCGCGGAGGCGGACAGGCUCCCUGACGAUGAACUCGUCGCGCAGAUAGGCGUGCUUGUCUUCGCUGCUAUGGACACGACCUCGAACGCUCUGUCGCUCACACUCUGGCGCCUCGCGCAGAACAAAGACGUCCAGGCGCGAGUCCGGCAGGAGAUCCUCGACGCACAGAACGGAAGCGACAUCGGUUACGACGAUCUCAUCUCUCUACCCCUCCUCGACGCGGUAUGCCGCGAGACCCUCCGUCUCCACCCGCCCGCCCCUCUGCGAUUCCGAGAAGCCCGCAAGGACGCGAUGUUACCUCUCUCAAAACCUGUUCGCACCGUUGACGGCAAGGAGAUCCACGAGAUCCUUGUCCCCAAGGGCACGAACGUGUACGUUUGCAUCGGCGCGUCGAACACGGACAAGGACUUGUGGGGCCCGGACGCGGAGGAGUGGAAGCCGCAGAGGUGGCUCGCGCCGCUCCCAGGCGAGGUAACCGAUGCGCGCAUCCCGGGUGUGUACGCGAACUCUUUCGUUCUCAGACGUAGGCUCCGGGUGAUGACGUUCUGGGCAGGCGCUCGCGCGUGCAUCGGCUUCAAGUUCUCUCAACUCGAAAUGAAGGUCGUCCUCGCUGUGCUCCUGUCGACGUUCGAGUUCGACCUGUCCGACAAGCAGGUGUACUGGAACGUCGCGCCCGUCGUGUACCCGUCGGUCCUCCCCUCUGGCCUAGACCCGGCGAUGCCGAUGAAAGUGACGCUGCUUAAGAAGUAG